AUGAAAUCCAUCAUACCCCUCACAUCCGCCGUCCUCGGCACCGCCGCCAUCGGCAUCUACCUCUACCACGAAACCCUCAGAUCCCGCCUGAUUACCAAAUCCCAGCACGGCCACCUCCCUCGCUCACUCGCCACACACAUCACCACGGCCCCGGAAAGCGUCUUCACCGCACAAACAACAGCAGUCUACGACUCGGCCUCGACCGCCGUGCCGCGCGCCCAGCUCCCCAACCUCAGCACGCACGAUCUGCUGACGCGCUUCCUGCAGCGGAACAUGAGCCGGUUCGCGCGGCUCCCGCAGGCGUACAUCCUGCGGGCGAUGAGCACGGCGGCGGAGAAGCCUGGUUUCGACGCGGCCCGGAUCCAGGCGCUGGAGUUCCGUGAGGGGGAUUCCGUGUGCGGCGCGUACCGGGUGGUGCUGCGGACGGCGGAGAGGGUGGAGUUUGCGCUGAAGCCGAUGGGGGUUAUCCAGGGGCGGCUGGUGGUGAGUUUGACGGAGGAUGGGGAUGGGCGGGUGGUGUUUAUGAAUGAGACGCUGAUGUGGAGGCCGGUGGGGGAGAAGGUGGUGAUGCCGUUGGAGACGGGGGUGGGCAGGUGGGUGCAUGAGUUGACGGCGUGGUGGAUGUUGGACUCCGGGGUGCGGUAUCUGAUGGGGUUGAAGGAAUAG
Molecule: messenger RNA, 666 nt
Organism: Aspergillus clavatus NRRL 1
Lineage: Eukaryota; Fungi; Ascomycota; Eurotiomycetes; Eurotiales; Aspergillaceae
Exons: 1
Coding region: 1-666 (221 amino acids)
Source: RefSeq, a predicted model, not a curated record